Molecule: messenger RNA, 4288 nt
Organism: Caenorhabditis elegans
Lineage: Eukaryota; Metazoa; Nematoda; Chromadorea; Rhabditida; Rhabditidae
Gene: W03F11.4
Product: WSN domain-containing protein
Exons: 10
Coding region: 134-4249 (1371 amino acids)
Molecular function (GO): hydrolase activity; protein tyrosine phosphatase activity; protein tyrosine/serine/threonine phosphatase activity
Source: RefSeq, marked reviewed
ACAUCCUUGCCCUUUUCGUCCUGCCCUACUUUCUUAUCAAUCUCUUCAAUCUGUACAAAAAUCAAAACUGAACUUCAAUCAGUACCAGCUUUGGAGUUUUCUGAAUAGAAAACUAAUACUCAGCUGUAUCAUAAUGCAGUUGUUUGCAUUUGGAAUACCAAUUUUAUGGAUUUUCCUGAUUGUCAAUGCUACAUCAGCUACACAUUCGUCAGUAUUCAACAAGGAUUCUCGUUUUGCUCGCCGCUUUAAUCGAGCAGCUUCAGCCAAGACACUAUCCGACAGUCUUCCCAACUUCAAAUCACUUGCUCGUCUCGCCAAUGGAAUCUCGUUGGAAAUUGGUUUGAUUGAUGGAUCCAUCCCCUCGGACGAUGCAAUUGCUGAGCUCCUUCACACGGGACCAGUCAAGCUUCAAGAAGUCAUCAACUUGAACACAACAGCCAUCGACACAGCAAUCACUGAGUUGGAGAAUCUUCCAUCAAAGUUCAAAACUUCUCCUGAAAUUACUGCAAUUGAACAGCGGUUAGUUGUUUUGGAAACCAUCCGGCAGGGAUCUUUCAUCAAUGACUUCAUGACUUGGAAUGGAACAUCAGAGUACACUGCUCUUUUGGAGGAAGUUCAAAAGUUGAAUACUAUCAAUUUUAAUUACAAGGGGUUAUCAAAAUAUGCACAAUCUGUAGAACUCGCUUUUUCAGAUAUUGAAGAUAAUCCCAAAGACAAUUUAAGUGAUAGUGAUAUUUUACGCUUCACAAGUUCUUUUGGGCAUUACAAAAACAAAUUUGAAAAUCUCGAGGGCUCAGUGGCCAAGUUUCUCCCGCAGUUAGAUGUUGUACAUAAUGCUAAGAAGAUAGUGGAUCAAUUAGGGUUUGUGCAGUUGCUCCGUAAAGAGCAAUCGUUCCGGGAGAAAAUAGCAAACAAAGUGAACUUUGGUCAACUAGACUUAAUGACCGCAAGCUUCAAGAGUGUUGACGAGUACGUUUUGAUCUCCAAGUCGUCUCUUCCUGUCUUCAAAACACUCCAAAAGCUGAUUAGAAGUCACACCGAGUUAGUGGAUCUUUCACUUGUUUACGCGAUUGGUUUACCCGGUGGUUCAAAUGAUUUGGAACAACUGUCACUGGUCUUUCAACAAGAUUGGAUUGCGGAUAGGAUUGGUAAUAGUUCGGUGGUCAUUAAAAAUCUGAAAACUGCCUUUCAAUAUUUUGAUACUUUAAAAAGUGCACUUGGGCUUGCUGAAAAAUGGUGGAAACCGAUGUCGGAUGAACCGAAGAAGAAAUCAUUUGGAGAAGUGACGAAUCUACAGUAUUUCUUGGCCAACUCAGUCAUGGAUUCAACUGUUCCGGUACAAGUCAUCAAUGCUAUGUUGGUGUGUGAUAAGGGAAAAACAAUGCUGGCAAACAAUCUGAAUCAUUUGGAAGCUGCUUUCAACUCGAUGAACCAGCUAAAUGAAGCAGUCAAGAAUCUACCGUCGUUCAGUUAUCUCAGCUCUCUGACAAAUAUGUCUCGAUUUAAGAACAUCCUUAGUAUCACACCUGCUUCAGCUGCUGAUGGACGAGUGGUUAUCAAAAAGAUGAUAGAAGAACCGACGUUUAACGAGACCAAAGAAUAUCUGAAGCUUCUUCAGUCAGAUCUUGCUUCUCUUUCUGGGUCGAUAGGUAGCAUUUCCAAAUUUAUUUCGACUUUUGAAAACAAUUUACCUGAAAUUGAUGAACAUUAUAGAACGGUUAACCAGAGUGAUUCGGAAUUCUUUGACUGCCUGAACAACAUCACAGAGAAGGAACCAGUUGUAUCUAAUGCUUUAGAUGUCAUUCAGAAGAUUAAAAACGUCUCGAAGUCUACAUUGGACAGUGCAAAAACAAUCAGCAAAAUAGUUUCUGAUUCUCGGCAACACUUGGAGAUUCUUCAAAAGUCGGGUCAGUCUAUGAAGAGUGCCGAUGGACGAGAAGCAUUGGCUCUGAAGACUUCAUUCACUGAUUCUCAGAACACUGUAAAAGAUUUGGCGUUGGCUGUCAGAGGAUUGACUCAAAUCAACAAAUUGAUGCAGAUUCGUGGAUCCUUAGAUGCUUUGAAAGGGGACUUCACUGAGAUACAAGAAGCAGCUGCAAAGGCCCUGAGUUCUGAGAACGUCGCGGAAAUCAAUAAGUUGAAUGGUCUAAGGGAUGCUCUGAAAAAGACACUUGAUGGAGUCAAAGCUUUUGUUACUGCAAUUGGUGGAGCUCAAGGAUCCAGAAGAAAGCGGGAUACAGUGGGUUUUGCAAGCAAUAAGAAGAUCUUUGAAGAAGCUGCCAAAUUUGUUGGACUCACUGGAUUUGACAUUCAAGCAAUGCACAAAGCAGUCGCCGCAUUGAAUCCUACCAAGUUCGGAGCAAUCGUCAGUGCUUUGGAUGCUCUUGCCAAGUUGGAUCUCGACUUUUCAAAGUACAACUUCAAAUCAGCUCCAGCAUCACUUCAAGCUUUGGAUACCUUCUUCCUCCAGUACGCAUCCAAUUCUCAACCUCUGUCAACACUGCCUCCACCACCUCCACCGAAUCCUCCACCAGCUCCUCAGCCUCCAUCAAGUGCAGCUUCUCUAACUCCAGCUCCAUCUGCUGCUCAGAAUGCUCCAUCAAUUGCUCCAUCAACAACAGAAGCUAGUGAGGAGGAAUCUUCUGGAAGUAUGCUAUGGAUUAUCAUAGGAGCUGUUGUUGUCGUUCUGAUCAUUCUUGUGAUUCUGUUGUAUUUGAAGUGCAUGAGAAAGGAACCAAAGGAGGAUCCAACUGUGAGCAUAGCAACUACCACGACAACGGGGCCAGAAAGUAAAAUUGAUGAUGAUAAGCCAAAAGUUGUUGAGCAGCCAGAACCCAAGCCUGAGCCGGAAGUUGUGGUCACAUCAGACAUGGCAUUCGCUAUGGUGGAUAAUGUCGUAAAUUCUAUCGGUGCCGAUAGAAAGCUACACAGGACUGCGGGAGAAUUUUUCCAUGAGUAUUUUGAGCAUGGAUAUGAAAUGUGUAAGAAGAAAACGGGUAAUCUAUUGGAGAAGGAUGUUUCAGAGAGAAGAAAGCAAAUGUUCAUUUGCUACCCUCAAACCAUGCCAAAACUUGUCGACUUCAACAACGAUCGUUUUAUUAAUGCGAAUCUGAUGGAAAUUGACGGCGUCAAAUGGAUUAUGACACAGGGUCCAAUGGACGGCACUGAACAUGUUCAAGAAGAGAAGAAGAAUGCGGAAAAGAGAAAGAGUGGGGAGAAGGUGUCGAAGAAGCCAAUUGUUCCGAAGAAGGAUACUCGUGAGAAGUUUUGGGGAAUGAUUGAGGAGUACAGAACGGGAGUUGUUGCUCAGUUGUGCCAGUUUAAGGAAGACGGAGAGAACAAGUGUGCCGAGUACUACUCAACAGAAGUCAAAGGUGAAAUGAAGUUUGGCAGAUACACUGUGAAAACCGUUUCUGUCGAGGAGAACUUGGACCAAUUCACUGAUAAGCAGACGGCCAAGGUGUACACAAUCGAGUUCCACAACAACAAAGUCUUAAUGAAAGUCCCAUUCCCAGUCAAGAUUCUCGCGUUCUCUGGAUGGCCUGAUCACGGAGCACCAGCGGAGCCACACACUGCUCUUGACAUUAUCAAAUACUGUGAAAGUUUCAAGACAAACGUACUGGUGCACUGCUCGGUUGGUGUUGGACGUACAGGAACACUUGUCGCUAUCAAGUAUGGUAUUCAGUUGUGCUCGAAGCAAGAGGUAUCGGAUAUGGCAUUGGUUGUGGAUCCCGUUCGUGCUUGCCGUUACGGCGCAGUUCAAACUGAGCAGCAACUGAUCUACAUGCUCCUCUGCAUCACAAAAGCCUUGAUGGAAAAAGCCGGUGUACUCUUCUGGGACAACUACAAUGCUCUUCACUAUUAUUACGACAAACUCCAGACGGACUAUUACGAGCCUUAUCUCAAAAAGGACGAGAAGGACCCGGAACUGCUUGCGGCGAAGAAGAAGAAGUUUAAGGAGGAUGGAAACAACUUGGAGGAGUAUUUGGGGGAGAAGCGCAAAGAGUUUGAUGAGAAGAAUCCGGGUUAUAGAGAGAAGCAACAGAAGGAUAAGGCACUUUGGGAUAAUGAUGUGAAUAAGGAGUACGAGGAACGUCAGAAGUUUCAGGAGCAGUUGAAAAAGAUCCAAAAAGAAAAUGCCAAAAAGCCGAAGUCGGAGGAUAGGCCGAGAAGAGGGGAUAAGAGAAGAGGUGCAGCAAAGAAGGAUGUGAAGGAAGAGGACAAGAAGAGUUUUUCUGUAAUGGUCUGAAUUUAUUGAAAUGUGAAAUAAAGUAUUUUGUGAAAGCCC